Solenopsis invicta (red fire ant) is the source of this 594-nucleotide messenger RNA. Its product is annotated as venom allergen 2-like. The transcript has 3 exons. The coding region runs from base 75 to 239 and encodes 54 amino acids. Lineage: Eukaryota; Metazoa; Arthropoda; Insecta; Hymenoptera; Formicidae. The record is from RefSeq and is a predicted model, not a curated record.
GUAUUCUCAAUAUGUUAAAUGAAUAAAGCCUCGCGUACAACUUCUUUAUAUACUUACAACUAAAAUAUUGAAGAAUGAAGACUUUUGUGCUUGUUACAUGUCUGAUAAUUAUGACGCUAAAAAUUCCUGAAAGAUUUGCAUUGAGCUCAGCUAACAGAGUUCCUUCUAAUCUUCACAAAAUGUCACGAAAGAAUUUAUUUUGUGUUGCCGAAUACAACGCGGAAAAUCAAAAUUUCUAAGCUGUUAUUCAUCCAAACCUGAACCGCUACCAACGUUGCUUGACUUCUAUGUGCACAGGAACUGCUACCUAACAAUGAAUAAUGAUCCGUGAACACCUUAUGUUAAUACGUAAUGUAUAAGACUGAUAAGUCUUCAAUAUAUGCUGUUGAAAACAUUAAAUUAAAGCAUAUUUUUUUUAAUUUGUAUAAAAAUGUAAUUCUUUAUUGGUUUUACGAAAUAGCAGAGUCAAUCACAUGGGACUAUAAGUAUGCAAGUAUCGAUUGUCAAUCUUUUACUUUUUGAGUCACAAAUUCCUCCAAAAGCAAACAGAAAAAUUAUAUUUUUACAAAUAAAUGCCUAUGGGUUUCGGCCACC